Oreochromis aureus is the source of this 945-nucleotide messenger RNA. RefSeq names its product matrilin-4-like. Bases 208 to 945 code for a protein of 245 amino acids. The record is from RefSeq and is a predicted model, not a curated record. The transcript has 6 exons. Lineage: Eukaryota; Metazoa; Chordata; Actinopteri; Cichliformes; Cichlidae.
CACCUUUCCCGACCGGGACACCCUGCGUGCGUGUGUUUCGGGACUUUUGUCUGAGGUCUGAGCACCCGGCUGGUUCUCCGUCUUACCUGUCCCAUCCACCCGUCCUCGCUGCAUCGUGUCCGGACGGCAGCGUCCCCAGUUUGAUCCUGUUCCAAUUUAUCUGAGCCCAGCUGCGAGCGACCCGUCUGCUCGAUCGAUAUCAUUUGGAUGAAGAUGAGACAACUGAGCGCAUUCAUCCUGUUGACCCUGGCUGUCCUCACAACAGCCAGACCAAAAACAGAACCUGCGCAGAAAUGUAAGACCGGUCCGGUGGAUCUAGUCUUCCUCAUCGACAGCUCCCGCAGCGUUAGGCCACAUGAGUUUGAAACCAUGAGGAAGUUUAUGAUUGACAUCAUUAACACCCUGGAUAUUGGACUAAAUGCCACCAGAGUGGGAGUUGUUCAAUAUUCCAGUCAGGUCCGCACUGAGUUCACUCUGAAGACUCACGCCAGGCUGAGCAACAUAGUGAAAGCCAUCAAUCAGAUCAUCCCCCUCGCUCAGGGUACCAUGACCGGACUCGCCAUCAGAUACAUGAUGAAUGAAGCUUUUACUGCUGAGGCUGGAGACAGGCCAAAGGUUCCAAAUGUGGCCGUGAUCGUGACAGACGGACGUCCUCAGGACCGCGUGGCUGAGGUGGCAGCUGAGGCAAGAGAAAAAGGCAUUGAGAUCUAUGCUGUGGGCGUGGCCAGGGCAGAUAUGACAUCACUGAGGGCCAUGGCAUCACCGCCCUUUGAGGACCACGCCUUCCUGGUUGAGUCCUUUGAUCUCAUUCACCAGUUUGGCAUCCAGUUCCAGGAUAAGCUCUGCGGCGUGGAUCUGUGUCUGAGUCAGACCACGGCUGUGAGCACAUCUGUGAGAGCACUCCUGGAUCCUACCACUGCCUCUGUCUGCCCGGAUACACUGUGA